CAUUAGUCCCGCAGAGACUGCUGUCGAUUUGACUCCGAAUGGGCACUGAAUAAUGUUCACUCCAAAACUUAACCCGCUGGCUUGCAGGAGGUGUCAGAUGAAAAAGGUUCGUUGUAGUAGGCAGGAACCAAGGUGUUCACGCUGCUGUGCUGUGGGGUUCCCUUGCGUCUAUAAUAAACCACGUCGGCGUGGGGCAAAAUUACGAACUCCUGGAUCUGAUGAAUGGGCUAGUGGCGAGAUUGCUGAUCUCCCAGAGUCUCUACGACGGUUUACACAGCUAGUAGCCGAGGCGGAGACCAAUCCCUCACGUACUGCCAGUGACCCAAAGCCCGUUAUUCCGCAAGGAAUCGCUUUUUUAAACCAGGAUGGAGAGAGCCACUGUCGUUGGGAUGGUGAUCGGUCCAUCCAUUUGAACCCUAUCAUACACUCGUGGCCUUGCGAUGAUAUUCUCCGUCCGCUCACCAAAGCCAUCUACGAAUUUCGAAAGCUGACCCUCAAGGAUGCCGAAAAGGUCACCCCAGCUGAUCCUGUUACUAUACCUGUGGAGCAAGCGAGAGCAUUGAUCGAGUUGUCCUUGGAGCAGUUAAAAGGUGAAAUGUUCGUGGGUCUCGUGGAUCCUGACCUAAUGAAAUCUCUUCCUGCUGUUGUGGAUACGAUGCAUAAUAAUUAUGAUCCGUCUAUUCUCCUUGUUUACUACCUACUUCUCUACAAAGGCUGUUUAUUGCAAAGUGAUACAUCAUGGAUGCCGACUCAUCUACCUGACCGACUUUAUCUGAAAUGCGUCAGUAUGCUUCCGGCAUGGCGUCGCGGAGCUGUCACGACCCCAGCCUACUUCAUGGGAGCCCUGGCAAUGUCUUUCGUCGCAGGUGAAAACCAGGAUUACGAACUAAGCUGGUCUCUACACCGCCAGGCAUGCCGAUUUGCUCUAUUGCUUGGUCUGAACAACCUUGAUAAGAGUCAAGACCAGAUUGUCCAUGGACUGGGCUCUGAGUGCAUGAGACAGGGUUUUUGGCAACUAAUCCAGAGUGACAUUAAUUUCCGCCUGUUUCAUAACGUCCGCCCCACAAUAUCCGGGUCCGAAUGGGCGGUCGACAUGCCUUGGCUGAGGGCGAAUUCAGACCACGAGAGUGAAGGCUUUCACCCCGUCAGUAGGGUAUCAUUCAUUGUUAACUCUCGUCUCACAUUCAUUGGCAUGGAGUACUUCCGUGCCGUUGAAUCUUCCGCUUCAGAUCCUCUCUUCGAUUUGAAAGGUUGCAUAGAGAGAAUUUGCGACCAAAUUGAUGAUACAAUAGAGGAAUGGCAACUUAGAAAGAAGCUUGAACACAGCUCCACCCCGCUUGAAAGGAUACUUCUGGCGGAUGUGCUCCUCUCCGGGUACAACAUGGCCAUCAUCGUGAACAGCAAGCUCCCUUGUUUCUUCCCGACGGCCUCAUGUAACCAUUGGUCUCGUGCUGUGGAGGCAGCACGUUCUGCCCUCCAGGUAAUGCUGGCUGUCACAGUUCCGGCACCGUCAUAUUUGACUAUCGGGAGACUUUUCUUGCUUCGCCCUUUUGUGUCUGUGUUGACUCUUUAUGAAAAUCUCAACAGGGCCUGUGAUGGCAGUAGAAGAUGCGAGGAUAUCAACUUACUUGACAAGUUCCGGAGAGUAUUGGCCACGGGAGCAGUGCUUCAGAGGAAUUUGGAGCCUGUUGUAGAAACCCUGAAUGCUUUGAUACGGCAGGUAUGUGCUAGGGAUUACAGCCAGAACUUAGAGAAUAUGCAAGGUAUGGCGCUCGGGAGGAGUUCAGGUUACGUCAAAGUCAAUACAUAAAACUGUCGCUGCUGGACUGAGUCAGACAUCCAUUUCUAUCUGACAAUUUCUACUGGUAAGUGUGGCCCAUAAUUUUUGCUCUCUGGAGCUGCUGUACAUAAUUCAGAUUGUGUUUGGUUUUUUUCUUCUCUUUUCUUUUCUUUUUGCUCGAACUGAUAUUCGGUGCAUUAAUCUACCUAUUAGGGAGCUACUCUUCUUCGAAAAUGGCCAUGCUCCUGUUUCCUUCUCGUA
Molecule: messenger RNA, 2041 nt
Organism: Aspergillus alliaceus
Lineage: Eukaryota; Fungi; Ascomycota; Eurotiomycetes; Eurotiales; Aspergillaceae
Exons: 7
Coding region: 53-1810 (585 amino acids)
Biological process (GO): regulation of DNA-templated transcription
Molecular function (GO): DNA-binding transcription factor activity, RNA polymerase II-specific; zinc ion binding
Source: RefSeq, a predicted model, not a curated record